This is a messenger RNA of Acanthosepion pharaonis, 669 nucleotides long. Lineage: Eukaryota; Metazoa; Mollusca; Cephalopoda; Sepiida; Sepiidae. The record is from the annotation of a GenBank genome assembly.
AUGAAAACCGAACAUCUGGCUUCCUUUAUACGCAAUAUUUCCUAUCGUCUGUUCCAACGGUGGCUUGCAAUUCUUGUCCGACAUUUUGUACGAUUCUCAGUGUUUCUUUCUUGUUCCAUUCUUUCCUUCUCUUUUAUUUUUUCUUCAUUCUUUUGCUGUAGUUCUCUUUCCUCCGUUUUUUAUUCCAAGUAUUUUUCAAUUUUAUCCCUAUCUUUUGUUUUGUUAUUCUUGCGUCGCAUUUUCAUCAUCAUUCAUUGCUUUUUUCCUCUUCCUUAUUUAAUCAUUUUACUUUCUUUUAUAACCUCUUUCAUCAUUCGUUUUUUUCCAUAUUCAUUUAUUGCUUCAGCUUUCUUACUUUCAUCUCUCAUCUUCCCAAAUUUUUCCUCUUCCUCUCAUUUCUCUCCUCAUUCAUUUUCAUCACUUCAGUUUUUUAACACAUUUAUCAUUCUUUUUCCUUUCUUUCUUUCUUUCUUUCUUUCUUUCUUUCUUUCUUUCUUUCUCCCCUUCACCUUCCCUCCUUCAUUUCUUAGAUUCCCAGUAUUUUUUCCAAAUCCUCCUUCUUCCUGUAUCAUCUUCCCGCCUUUGUUCCUUUCUACUGUCAUCUGCAUGUCUUCUUUCAUCAUUGUUCUCCAAAAUCCUUCUUUUUCUUGCCUAACCUUCUCGCCUUAA